Messenger RNA from Penicillium concentricum, 2475 nucleotides. Its product is annotated as putative dynamin GTPase. Lineage: Eukaryota; Fungi; Ascomycota; Eurotiomycetes; Eurotiales; Aspergillaceae. The coding region runs from base 1 to 2475 and encodes 824 amino acids. The transcript is spliced from 4 exons. Gene Ontology annotation, molecular function: microtubule binding; GTPase activity; GTP binding. Gene Ontology annotation, cellular component: microtubule; membrane; cytoplasm. The record is from RefSeq and is a predicted model, not a curated record.
AUGACAGGCGUGCCUGAUAGAGUUCCGAAGUCGGAAUCCAGCCCAGCGAUUUCUGGGUUAGCUGUUCAAAUGCCGGUGUCUUGCAGUAUACCUGAUAUCACUUCAACCCACCCAAUUCCCGGUUCCUCUCUGGAACAUCUCACCAGAGACAUGAAAAACCUGGUGAAAAAGAUUCAAGACCUCAGUCAUUUGGGUAUCGAAGACAGCAAGAUCAUGCUUCCGAAGAUAUGUGUCGUCGGUGACCAGAGCACCGGGAAAAGCUCCCUUAUCGAGGGUAUCUCCGAGAUCAAGGUACCUAGAUCCGAAGGAACAUGCACUCGAUGCCCAUUGGAGAUAAAUCUGUCAGAAAGCAAUGACUUCUGGAAAUGUGUGAUCCAUUUAUCACGCCGCUACAUCUUCGAUCCGUCGAAGCGCAUGAAGGUGCCCAAGAAAUCAGAGCCACUGGGGCCAUGGAUUGGCCUUGGCGGCCAGGAUGAUGAACAUUUUGUCACCUUGGACAAUAAACAGGAAGUGAAAAAAGCUAUCUUCUGUGCCCAGUUGGCGAUCUUAAACCCAAGCACAGAUCCGCAGGACUUCGCGCCCGGAACUAUGGCCGACAUGCCACCUCCUCAGGUCAAGUUUUCUCCGAACGCCGUGCGUUUGGAUAUCUCUGGCCCGGGUCUUCCCAAUUUAUCCUUCUACGAUCUGCCUGGAGUGAUUAGCCAGACGGAGCAGGACAAUGAAAAAUACCUGGUGAAUUUAGUUGAAAACCUGGUCAAGGACUAUGUUUCUCAGGAGCAUUGCAUUGUACUCCUCACACUACCCAUGACGGAUGAUGCAACGAAUUCAAGUGCUGCUCGCCUCGUCCGGGACAUCAAAGGCGCAAAGGAACGUACCCUUGGGGUGUUGACCAAGCCGGACCUCCGCCCCCCUGGGGGAGCGUUUGCCCAAUGGCGUGAAAUUCUGGACGGAACCAAAUUCAAGCUUGGUCACGGUUACUAUGUCAUUCAAAACAAUCCCGAUACACUUGUCAAUCAUGUUCAAGCGAGGAAUGAGGAAGAAAUCUUCUUCAGCUCUCCACUGUGGACAAGGGAUCUCGCCUCAUUUAAAGACCGCUUUGGUACCCGCCAACUUCAAACGGCAUUGUCCGACCUGUUGAUGCGUCAGAUCUUAGGAUCCCUGCCAUCAAUCAUUGCUCAGAUUGAUGAAAAGUCAAAGGCCAUUGACGCAGAAUUGCAGACAUUGCCCAAUCCUCCCACUGAGGAUGUGCAGUGGAUCCUUUGGGGCAAAACCUCGGAUCUUGAACGGAAAAUCCAUGAACUGUUUGAUGGGACCCCAAGCAUCGAGCAUAGUUCUUCCCAGCGAAAGCCGCUUCAAGAGCAGUGGAACAAGAUUGUGAUGGAUCUCCAGACUGCACUUGCGAAGACACGCCCUAUCUUGGAUGUGGCUGCGCAGAAAGACAAUGAGGACUUAGCCGAAGUCGUUGACUCAGAUUGUGAAAUGAAGAUCGUGGGCGUGAACAUAUCAACACCCAAGAAGAGAAAGUCGCCUGCGAGCGCUAGUUCUACAUCCGAACCAGCAACUCCUAGAAGGACUGUGUACAGCACCUCCCACUUCGAGGGGUCCACGUCCGCUCGAAUCACACUUCAGCAACUUACGGAACUUAAGAUUCGGUCGAACACAGUCGGUGUACCAAACCAGCUUGAUCCACGGGCGAUUGAAAAUUUGAACAAAAGAAGUGUUGAGCAUUGGGGAAAGCUCAUGGAGAUAUUCCUGAAGGCUACACAUAGCCUUGUCCACAGCAUGCUGGUUGAAGCUCUGGAGGAGGAGUUUGCACAGUACCACCAGACUGGUCUGUAUCAGGAGCUAAGCAGAAUCUUGAAAGAAUUUAUGAGCAAGCUCCGCCGCAUUCAUCUUCAGAUCGCGAAGGACUAUUGCAAGUCGGAACACGAGAUACCAUUCACAAUGGCCCAGGGCCAACACCAGAUCUUGAUGCAACAGGCUUCAAAGUCGUUGAAAGAUCGUCGGCACAAUGCUCGCGCCACAUGUUGGCUCAAAAUCCGUGGCCACGAUAUGAAUGACGAAAGGAUAUCUGACAAGAUCAAGAAGAUCCAGUCAGACCAACUUGGUCCUGAUAGAUAUUCUCAGGAGAUUGAGAUGAUGGCUAGCUCACUGGCCUACUACGAUAUCGCGUCUUCUCGUUUCUUGGACGUCUUGUGCCAAUCGACUCACAUGAAGUUGUUCCGGGCUUGCCGUGCAGGCCUCGUCAAUACUCUUCGUGACGACCUGGAGAUUUUCGGCGAUAACGGUCGUGCGCGCUGUCUCGAUCUCAUGACGGAGGACCCUGAGCGCCAGCAUCGCCGUGCUCAGUUACUGAAAGAGCGAGAGAAGUUUUCCAAGGCCCAAGAAUGGUUGGAUUCUGUCCGAGAUGAGGACAUGGAGAUGGAAGACGUUGAUCAAACUGAUCUUGCAGACAUCAAAGAGGAUUGGUGCUGA